Rhodotorula graminis WP1 is the source of this 516-nucleotide messenger RNA. RefSeq lists its product as uncharacterized. Lineage: Eukaryota; Fungi; Basidiomycota; Microbotryomycetes; Sporidiobolales; Sporidiobolaceae. The coding region runs from base 16 to 336 and encodes 106 amino acids. The transcript has 3 exons. The record is from RefSeq and is a predicted model, not a curated record.
GCCUCCCGCCACACCAUGCCUCUUCGCGCCCUCGACCCUGCCCUGCGCCACACGGCGCGCGCCGCGACGACCGCGCUCCGUCCCUCUCGCCUCUCGGCCCAACCGGCCUACUUCCACGACGCCCAGCGCAGCAUCGGCCAGGUGUGGCUGCCCGACAUGGCUCGCAUCGAGGCCGUUGCCGAGGCUCCCGUUGCCAUUCCCAUGGCGCCGGACGCCUACCGCAUGACGGCCAGCUCUGCGUCGCCCGCUCAACUCGCCGGCGAGGUGACGACCGUCGCGAGCCGCUCGACGCACCUCGGUGCCGGCCCUUCUUCGACUGGUAGCGCCGCCCAGUGAGCGCUGUGCGCCCGCGAGCACGAGCGACACAGAGUGUUUCCCCUCCUCGUCCCUCCUCGACAGACCCUCUCGUUUCCCGCCCUUCUCCCCUCUCGUCCUCCUUUGUGAUCCGUACCCCCUUUCUGUUGGACGUGUAGACUCUCGCUCUCGAAUCGGUGCAAGAAUCUUUUCCCAGUGCUC